CCCCUAUUGCACAGGGCGGACGGUUCUCUGUUCUUCAUCCGCCGCCGUCAGGUUUCUUCGAGUCUUCACUUCAGCAGUCGGCGCUUCGCCUUUGCUCUGCGCACGUAGCGGUGCUUCUCCCAGCCGUCUGCGCUUCGCCUUUGUUCAGUUUCAUUCCGAAGAAGGAUGAAAAAUCGAAGGCAAUCUAGUGGCACUUAUUUUGGUCCAAGGUUGAACAUGUUAUCAAGACUGAGGAUGGCGCAUGUCUCAUCACCGAAGAAACCGAGGAAACAUAAUAGUAGGUUUAGAUCUCAACGCAUGAAAAGAAUCCUAGAAGAAGUCAAGAAGAGUCAGAUUGGACACAUGAGAAAUAGAAAAGAUAUUGGCGUCACAAACCAUGCUCAUGUGCUUAGUGGCAAGUUAUGUUCAUCCAAAAUGACCAGCGAGAAAAUAUGCAAGAGCAAUUACAAUGUGAGGGAUCAACUAGAUAACUUUGUAUCACAAGAAACCAGGCCAAAUGUUCCCAAGAGAGGUAAUGUUGAACACUCAAAAACCAUUACAAUGAAUGAAAAUUUGGCCUCAUUGGCAAAGAGUGCUGGCACAUCAAACCAUUCCCCAGCUAUGUCAAAGCAUAUGGAUCAAGCUCUUACAUCAAAGGUCAAUAAUCAUUCGAUUCCGUCGUUGAAGGAUAUUAAGCACUCAAAGUACUCCGGAUUUGUGAAUGUACCUUCUUCAGAAAAACUGGAUAGGGCUACCACUGUAAGGCCAACGUAUAACUCAAAUGAGAUGUUGAGACCUUUGGAGCUUUCUGACCAGUCAAGGAUGAAGCAAGGAUUCAUUCAAUAUUCAAAUAGCAGCAAAAGGUCAAUUUCACUGUCAAAUCACUUGAAGGCAAUGCCAGGGCUGGUUCACAACACAAAGGGGCGGUCAAAUCUUGAUCAACGAUCAGCCGAGUUGAUGCAUAAUACGGAUGGGCCAGAUGGAUGCAAUGGUAGAACCAAUGAUGGAAAAUAUAAGAUGAGGAUGAACGAACCACUGCCGUUGGAAAAGACUGAGAUACAUGAUGACAUUGAUCAUAAGAUGAUGAAGAAACGGAGAAAAUACAUAGAAACAAAUGAGGAGGGACAAGAUGAUAGCGGUGACCAGAGUCAUGAGAGUGAUGAGGACGAUACUACUAGAUUACCUUCACCUGAUGCUUCUUUGAAGGAUUGUCAUGCCAAAGUCUCCAAAUCAUUUGUUUCCAACUGUGUCGAGCAGCAAUGCGAUUGUUGCUCCAAGCCCAUCGACGAACCCGUUUGGAGUGGAAUCCUUAAGAUCGGCAGUAAGGAGUAUAUAUCGUUGACUGGACAUUUGUCAACCAAGUCAGGCGAGAGAGUGUGGAAUUUGUCAAGAUCAUUGCGGCGAGUGGUUGAAGUGACUAAAGUUUGUAGGUCGGAGAUCUGGCCUAAGAAAUGGGAGGCAUCAAGACCUACCGGUGACAACAUUGGCUUGUACCUCUUCCCCUAUAAAAUGAGGCCUGAUAAAUAUCUGGAUCAACUAGUUAAGGAAGUCAUGGAGAAUGAUUUAGCCCUACGGGCAGCUAUGGAUGAAUCUGAAAUGCUUAUCUUCCCUUCUAGUCUACUGCCUAAACGAUAUCAGACGUUCCAAACAAAACAUUAUCUUUGGGGUGUAUUCAAGCCCCUGGAAGUUGAAGGGAAACAGGGAGAUGAAUCGCGUCACAAGGAGCGCACCGCUGAAGCUACAGCAGUUGUUGCUAAUGCCACUACAAGCGUUCCCGCUGAAGCUCCUGCGGUUGCUACUAAUGCUCCUGCCGUGCACACUGAAGCUCCUGCCAUACCUACCAAAGCUCAUACUGUACCCGCAAAUCAUGGCCUGAUGGACUCGAGCAUGGGAGCACCUCCGGGCAGGGUGGUUAGUUUUGUCGUCCGACAAACUCCUAGGGUCGAGCAACUCAUUCAGGAGAUGGAACGUGAAGGUGCACUGGUAGUUGCUAUGCAGGGGGAGAUGAUAAGUGCUGGGUCUUGGGCAGGCAACGUCGCAGCCGCAAUGCAGUAAGAGCAGGGCUU
Phragmites australis (common reed) is the source of this 2045-nucleotide messenger RNA. Its product is annotated as protein PARALOG OF AIPP2-like. Bases 166 to 2034 code for a protein of 622 amino acids. The record is from RefSeq and is a predicted model, not a curated record. Lineage: Eukaryota; Viridiplantae; Streptophyta; Magnoliopsida; Poales; Poaceae. The transcript is spliced from 5 exons.